Messenger RNA from Camelina sativa (false flax), 471 nucleotides. The record is from RefSeq and is a predicted model, not a curated record. Lineage: Eukaryota; Viridiplantae; Streptophyta; Magnoliopsida; Brassicales; Brassicaceae.
AUGAAGGUCUUGAGGGGGAGGUACAACGGCUUGGCAGAACUUUUUCGUUUAAGCUCUGGUUUUGGAUGGGACCCUGAAACAAAAAAAUUCACUGCUAGAGAUGAAGUAUGGGAUGACUUUUUGAAGGCUCAUUCCAAUAAAACUUAUCUAUGUGAUGAGUCAUAUGAAGAUUUCAGAGAUUUACACAUGAUAUUUUCAACAAAUGUUGCAACUGGUAAAAAUGCUAUGGGAUUAGGUGAUGUUGUAGCUGAAGAUCCAUAUCAAGUUGGAGACAAUGAAGGGAUAAAUGAUUCAACUCGUGUUCAAAUAGAGGAUGAUUUAGAGGAAACAACAUACGAAGAUACUUCUGUUCAUGAAGUUUUUGCUUCAUUAGAGAAAAGAAGAGAGGAAAAGCUAUCCCAUAGAAAGAAAGCUAGAACUGUUGCGCUUAAUUCGACCAAGGAUUCUGAUGAAGUGAACACAAUGACAUAA